AUGAAGGCAACUACUAUCUUAUCCGCCAUCCUCGUCCUGGCGGCCUGUCUUUUGAGGAGCAGCGAGGCGGUAACCUGCACCGCUGACGACACUGUCGCAGGAUGCAUCAACUGCACCACCAAUCCAACCGAUGCCGAGUGCGUGGCCGAAGCAGCCGCCGCCGAAGCCGCCACCACCACCACCACAACCACAACUGCAGCAACGCCCACCGCCACAACCUCAGCGACGGCGACGACCACAGUGGCCUCCAGCUCAAACUCCUCCUCUGGACGGCGCAAGAUCGUGCGCAUAACCGAUCUGGGCUAUACCAACGUUCGGCGCAUCCGCGUCAAGCGGAACCGUUCAGGAAGCACCACUGGCCGGAAUCAGCGGCGCAGGAACAACUCCAGACGUGUCAACGUGAGGAGGGCCAACGGAAACGUAGUUGUUGUUGGUUAA
Molecule: messenger RNA, 438 nt
Organism: Drosophila santomea
Lineage: Eukaryota; Metazoa; Arthropoda; Insecta; Diptera; Drosophilidae
Product: protein new-glue 2
Exons: 1
Coding region: 1-438 (145 amino acids)
Source: RefSeq, a predicted model, not a curated record